This is a messenger RNA of Betta splendens (Siamese fighting fish), 2332 nucleotides long. RefSeq names its product CTP synthase 1a (gene ctps1a). The record is from RefSeq and is a predicted model, not a curated record. Gene Ontology annotation, molecular function: identical protein binding; CTP synthase activity. Gene Ontology annotation, cellular component: cytoplasm; cytoophidium. NCBI's taxonomy places the organism in Eukaryota, Metazoa, Chordata, Actinopteri, Anabantiformes, Osphronemidae. Gene Ontology annotation, biological process: CTP biosynthetic process; pyrimidine nucleobase biosynthetic process. The coding region runs from base 216 to 1994 and encodes 592 amino acids. The transcript has 18 exons.
GUUGUAAGCGUGAAUUACAAUGAAUGAUGUACCGCAGCCUGAAAUCGUGGUCCAUACACGUGUAGAGCCAAGCUGCGGAUGGAUGGAUCUGUAACGAGCUUAGACGCUGCUAUCGGAAUCAACAUCUUGUCUGUGACAGUGGGCCGCGUAAACUAUUUUCGUCGUGAGCAGUUUGUUUUGAAGGACAGUUCUGGCUCAAGAAUAUUUUGAGCAAAAUGAUGAAAUACAUCCUGGUCACCGGAGGAGUCAUUUCUGGCAUCGGGAAAGGAAUCAUUGCAAGCAGCGUGGGCACAAUCCUGAAGUCGUGUGGGUUGCACGUGACUGCCAUCAAGAUCGACCCUUACAUCAACAUAGAUGCAGGCACAUUUUCCCCCUAUGAGCAUGGUGAGGUGUUUGUCUUGGAUGACGGGGGUGAAGUGGACCUAGAUCUGGGGAACUAUGAGCGCUUCCUUGACAUCCGAUUGACCAGGGACAACAACCUGACCACCGGCAAGAUCUAUCAGUCAGUCAUCAACAAGGAAAGAAGGGGAGACUACCUGGGCAAGACAGUGCAGGUGGUGCCACACAUUACCGAUGCCAUCCAGGAAUGGGUAGUGAAACAGGCCAAAGUGCCAGUUGAUCACGAUGGAGUAGAGCCUCAAGUCUGUGUGAUAGAAUUAGGAGGCACAGUCGGGGACAUUGAGAGCAUGCCCUUCAUUGAGGCCUUCAGGCAGUUCCAGUUUAAAGUGAAGCGAGAGAACUUCUGUAACAUUCACGUCAGUCUAAUACCACAGCCCAGUGCCACAGGCGAGCAGAAGACCAAACCCACACAGAACAGCGUCAGAGAGCUGAGAGGACUGGGCUUGUCUCCAGACCUGAUUAUGUGUCGGUGUUCUGCUGUCCUGGAAAACUCGGUCAAAGAAAAGAUCUCCAUGUUCUGCCAUGUUGAACCUGAACAGGUCAUCUGUGUGCAUGAUGUGUCCUCCAUCUACAGAGUCCCUUUGCUGCUGGAAGAUCAGGGCGUGGUGAGCUACCUGAGCAAGAGACUCAAUAUGCCCAUAGAGACCCGACCCAGGAAAAUGCUCACUAAGUGGAAGGAAAUGUCCGACAGAUCAGACAGACUGCUGGAGCACUGUUCUAUAGCUCUGGUUGGAAAGUACACCAAGUUCUCUGACUCUUAUGCUUCUGUUAUCAAAGCACUGGAGCACUCAGCCCUGGCCAUUAGUCAUAAAUUAGAGGUUAAGUAUAUAGACUCUGCAUAUUUGGAGCCAAACGCACUCCAGGAUGAGCCAGUGAAAUACCAUAAGGCGUGGCAGAAGCUCUGCAGUGCUGACGGCAUCCUGGUCCCUGGAGGCUUCGGUGUCAGAGGAACAGAAGGAAAGAUUCAAGCUGUCAACUGGGCCAGAAAACAGAAAAAACCGUUCCUGGGUGUGUGUCUUGGAAUGCAGCUGGCUGUAUGUGAAUUUGCCAGGAACAUACUAGGCUGGACAGAUGCCAAUUCAACUGAAUUUGACCCGGAAACAAAGCAUCCUGUGGUCAUUGACAUGCCAGAACACAACCCUGGUCAAAUGGGCGGCACCAUGAGGCUAGGGAAGAGACGGACCAUUUUUAGGAGCACUGGCAGCGUUAUACGAAAGCUUUAUGGUGAUGCAGAAUAUGUGGAUGAAAGGCACAGACACCGCUUUGAGGUCAACCCUGACCUGAAGACUCACUUUGAAGAGAAAGGCUUUCGCUUUGUAGGUCAAGAUGAGGAAGGGGAAAGGAUGGAGGUCAUAGAGCUGGAUGAUCAUCCAUAUUUUGUUGGAGUGCAGUACCAUCCUGAGUUUACCUCUCGUCCCAUAAAUCCAUCCCCCCCUUAUCUGGGUUUGCUGCUAGCCUCCGCCGGAAAGCUGCAGAGCUACUUGCAGAAGGGCUGCCGUCUGUCACCCCGGGACACCUACAGUGACCGGAGCGGCAGCAGCUCACCAGACUCCGAGAUUUCAGAGCUCAAAUUGCCUUCAGUCUCCAAUGACUGACUUCAGCCUAAAUGAACAUAUACAAGCAACUUCAUUGGAGUAACUGUAUAACCUUCAUAUCAAAGCAAGUCAUUACUGUGGUUUCAAUAUGACACUUUACCUUAAGACAAAUGGUUCAUGCAGAAUUAGAAUCUAAAUGCACAUCUGAAGUUAAUUUACUGCUUCUGUCAGCAUAACCCACUAACUGCAGUCUAAGGUUAUUAAUUUCAUUUAAUCAAUGUUAAAUCUCAGGAAGUUGAUAUUUACGCAGUAUGACAUGUGGCCUUAUUGUAGAUAGGUGCUGCAACCACUUUCAACUUAAAUUCUGAAUGUAAAAUAAACCAAGUACACCUGAAAAA